Messenger RNA from Ficedula albicollis (Collared flycatcher), 1189 nucleotides. It is a transcript of the gene NCS1, whose product is annotated as neuronal calcium sensor 1. NCBI's taxonomy places the organism in Eukaryota, Metazoa, Chordata, Aves, Passeriformes, Muscicapidae. The record is from RefSeq and is a predicted model, not a curated record. Bases 1 to 1005 code for a protein of 334 amino acids. The transcript is spliced from 9 exons. Gene Ontology annotation, molecular function: calcium sensitive guanylate cyclase activator activity; calcium ion binding.
AUGACCCAGUGCGUGCUGCUGGACCAGUUGCCGGACCCGGCCCUGCUCCGGUGGGAUGCUCAGGGACCCGGCCCUGCUCCGGUGGGAUGCUUUGUGGGGCUGCUGUGGCUCAUCCCCUUCUUCUGGGGUGUCGGGGGAGCUCCUGGCCGAGGUUUACAUCGCUGCAAAUCGCUGUGUGUCCGCUCAGCAUCGCGCCGGAAUCGAUGCUGCGGGAGGGAAUGCAGCAGCUGCCGCUGCACAGGUUCUGUCGGUGAGCCCGGCUGGGGACAUGCGGAGCGCAGGGACAGCCCUGUCCCCGCCCUGUGUCCUCUGUCCCCAGCCUCAGGACAGGUGGCUCGGCACUCAGUAGCGUGUCCCCAAAGCUUCUGUGGCUGCAAGUCGGGCAUUAGCAUUCCUAAUUGGAGCACUCGGAGUGUCAAACGCAGCAGGGUCGGAGGGCUGGGAGCGGGCAGCUCAUCACCUGUCCUGGAUCCAGAACCGCAGAUAAGGGAGGCAGUCACGGAGAAGGAGGUGCAGCAGUGGUACAAGGGCUUUAUCAAGGACUGUCCCAGCGGGCAGCUCGAUGCCGCCGGCUUCCAGAAGAUCUAUAAGCAGUUCUUCCCCUUCGGUGACCCAACCAAAUUUGCCACCUUUGUUUUCAAUGUCUUCGAUGAGAACAAAGAUGGGAGGAUCGAGUUUUCGGAGUUCAUCCAGGCACUGUCGGUCACCUCGCGGGGAACGCUGGAUGAGAAGCUGAGGUGGGCGUUCAAGCUGUACGACUUGGACAACGACGGAUACAUCACGAGGAACGAGAUGCUGGACAUUGUGGAUGCGAUUUAUCAGAUGGUGGGAAACACAGUGGAGCUUCCUGAGGAGGAGAACACACCAGAGAAGAGGGUGGAUCGGAUUUUUGCCAUGAUGGACAAGAAUGCUGACGGGAAGCUGACGCUGCAGGAGUUUCAGGAGGGCUCCAAGGCCGACCCCUCCAUUGUGCAGGCGCUCUCCCUCUACGAUGGGCUCGUAUAGUCCCGGGGCCGAGCGGCGAUGCCUGGGGGAAGAUGCUCUCCGUGCCAUCCGACCGCCGCCGCGCGAAGCUUGCCUGUCCCUCCCGGCCUUCCCUCCCGCUCCACGAGCCAGGGACGCCCUCGGAGCGUGAGCUCCUCCCCCCUCCGCACUCCGAACCAGCCGCUGCCCUUCGCCCGUUCUGCUU